Carassius carassius (crucian carp) is the source of this 581-nucleotide messenger RNA. RefSeq names its product cytokine-like protein 1. The coding region runs from base 108 to 554 and encodes 148 amino acids. The transcript has 4 exons. Gene Ontology annotation, biological process: positive regulation of transcription by RNA polymerase II. Lineage: Eukaryota; Metazoa; Chordata; Actinopteri; Cypriniformes; Cyprinidae. The record is from RefSeq and is a predicted model, not a curated record.
CUCUCUCUCUCUCUCUCUCUCUCACACACACACACACAGACGCACGCGCGCGCAUUUAUAGGGAGAACUUCUCAUCACAGAACACAUCUAUUUGGAGAGAGACGGACAUGAGCGCGCAGAUGAGACUCGUUUCCUUCAUCUUUAUUCUCGCUUUGAUUUGGUUCUCGAGCUGCGCGCCCCCGACCUGUUACUCGCGCACUCUGGGGCUCAGCAAAGUCAUCAUGAGAGCUUUGAACAGAACACAUAAUUCCAGUCGCACGAAAACAUGCGCCGAGUUUUUGCCAAAGAUGUUUCUAGACGUGCACAACUCCUGCAUCCGAUCGAAGCUGCGUGAUUUCUUGUAUGUGACGGAGAAUCUCCCGACUGAAUACUGCCGAGAGCGUCCUCUCAUCCGGCUCCUGAAGCGCCGCGUCCGGACCCUGUACUCCAUCAUCACUCGCGCCUGCUAUCGGGAUCUGGUGUUUUACACAGAUGACUGUGAGGCUCUGGAAACAGGAAACAUCAGUCCACGAUACUCAGAGGACCGGCUGGAACACGUGAUAGAGGACGCCUGAGAUAAACACAACUACAACACUCUCCCU